Messenger RNA from Fusarium redolens, 590 nucleotides. RefSeq lists its product as uncharacterized. The record is from RefSeq and is a predicted model, not a curated record. NCBI's taxonomy places the organism in Eukaryota, Fungi, Ascomycota, Sordariomycetes, Hypocreales, Nectriaceae. Bases 113 to 445 code for a protein of 110 amino acids. The transcript has a single exon.
GCAGGAAGAAGCAACAUCAACCGCACGAACCCCAAUGUAUGUCCGUAAGUCUCUAACGUAGUCGACAGGGACUACAUGUUCAGCUUGCUGUCAAAGUCUUGUCCUGCCGAUCAUGGCUGAAUUUUAUGCUUCGAUGUGGAGUGAUAGUAAUGAGGCCGCAGCCGCCGUGGGGAGACAGCUUCUUGGCACAAGAAUGAGUAGCAUGUAUUUAGUUCAGUUCUUUUCGAGCGGAAAUAAUAUCAUUCCUGUAGUACAUUCGUCUCGCUUUUAUCGAUAUCUGAUGAUGCCGUCACAGCAGAUGAACAACAACCCCGUUACUCUAAACCAGCCAUGCAGGUUUUGUAAAGUCCUCGAGCUCAAUGAUUCAUCCUUCAGUGGAGAGUCCAAGAUCAGUGACAAUGGAACUCCCUUUCUCGACUUUGGUGAAAUCAAGCAGACCAAAUAGGAUAGAGAAGCACAAACUAGGGCUAGACAUUAACGUGCAAGAAUAGCUUUGAGCUUUGCAAUGCAGAAUGCUGAUGCAGAGGCGCCAAAGACCGUUCCAAAGACCGAAUUGAAGCUUGAUUACGCUAGGAGUGAUGCGCUGCCCG